Messenger RNA from Tetrahymena thermophila SB210, 324 nucleotides. Its product is annotated as kinase domain protein. The transcript has 3 exons. The record is from RefSeq and is a predicted model, not a curated record. NCBI's taxonomy places the organism in Eukaryota, Ciliophora, Oligohymenophorea, Hymenostomatida, Tetrahymenidae.
AUGAGCUUGGAGAAGUGCCAAAAUAUAACAUCUUUGAAUCUUGAUCUAAGGUGUAAUAACCUUGGUGCAGAUGGAGCUAAGAACAUUGGAAUGAGCUUGGAGAAGUGCCAAAAUAUAACAUCUUUGAAUCUCAAUCUAUGGUGUAAUGAGCUUGGUGCAGAUGGAGCUAAGAACAUUGGAAUGAGCUUGGAGAAGUGCCAAAAUAUAACAUCUUUGAAUCUCAAUCUAUGGUAAUUUAACUAACUAUCAAUUUAUUUAGUUUGUUUUAAUUAAUACAUUUGUGAAAUUGAAACUUAAAACAAAUGGGUUUGGAGAAUUAAUUGA